Messenger RNA from Mobula hypostoma (lesser devil ray), 3504 nucleotides. RefSeq names its product interleukin 17 receptor E-like (gene il17rel). NCBI's taxonomy places the organism in Eukaryota, Metazoa, Chordata, Chondrichthyes, Myliobatiformes, Myliobatidae. The transcript is spliced from 18 exons. Bases 101 to 1669 code for a protein of 522 amino acids. Gene Ontology annotation, molecular function: interleukin-17 receptor activity. The record is from RefSeq and is a predicted model, not a curated record.
CAGGCUGCAGAACUGCAUCCCUGGUAAUUCGAGCCUGAUACACUUCUGACAAUAGAACUAGAUAUACCGAGUUUCUGCUCCGUUUGAAGUGUUAGGUAAAAUGCACAGUUAUAGAAGAUAUCGACUGAAUUGUUUCUUAACUACUUUGGGAUUGCUCAUAUUUUCCUCUCAAGCUGUUGAAUACAUCACUAAAUGUGGACUCAGGUGCUCUCAGGGUCUCCAAUGCAAAAGGAAAAAUAUAGCUUCAAAUUACAGAAGCUGCCUCCAACAACCACCAUCCCUGCCCUCAAAAAUCUUGGAGGACCUCAAGAUAUCCACAGUGUUGAAAUGUGUAAAGGAAAAAGAAUGUUCCAUAUUACUGAACAUUGUGGGGACACUGAUAUUGAAUGAACACAUCCGUGGCGUGGAGAUAUGCUCUUUAUCAGUCAGCACCUAUCAAUCCCAGUGCAUAGCUGUGAAGUUCGAUAGAAACGAUUAUAAGAAGUUUACUGCACAGCCUGUGUUUAUUGAAUAUGAUUGCUUCAGUACUUCAAUGGCUGACUAUAAUUCUGUAGCAAUUAAAACAAUCCCUCACUAUUGUGAUGUUUUUCUGAAACAAGAGCAUCAAGUAGAAGAUUGUACAAAUAAGGAUAUUGGACGAAAUAUCCCAUCUUGCAUGGUUGGUAAAUUAGACUACGAAAUUAACAAAUACCAGAAGACAUUAUCGGUCCAAGUUUCGGACUUCCCUGAACAUCAUGCCUACCAUGUGCGCUUAUGCCUGAAAUGGUUUAUCUGUGAGGAUAUGGGAAUGAGUGCAUCGAUUAAGGAAGAUGACCCCAAAAAUGUCACUUUACAGUAUACUCAGAUACUGCCCUGUCUGUGCAUUGAGGGCUGGUCAGUACUUCCUGAUGCUAGAAGGAUACAACUUUGUCCAUUUAAAAACUAUACGGAAGAACUCUGGAAUGAGUUAACAUACAAUCGCGAACUGCAGGAGUUGUCAUGGCAACCAUCCUGCCCUGUAGAUGUUCUCGUUAACCUCUGUUGGAUGGGUGAAAGCGAAGAGAAUUGCGUUGAUAUACAGAACUCCUUCCACAAAAAAGUACAACAAAAGGUCACGUAUUCACGCAUAGAUCCGCAUCCAAAGCUCUGCAUGAAGUUUACCAUGGACAAACGUUCUUGGGUCAGAUGUCCGUUUGUUUAUGGAUAUUUACCAGGCUGGAACAUGAGUAUCGCUGGUCAGCUAAACAAACUGCAGCUUACCUUUGUGACUCAAGACAAAGCAGAAUUUAAGAUGGCUCUGUGCAACAGAACUACAGCUAACAAUUGUGAACCCAUAAAGGAGAUGCAUGUUACCGCAGGAACAAUGGGUGCCUAUUCUGCAGUUUUAAACUUUCCUAAUGAUGAAUGUGACAGCAACAUUUGUGUGCAGGGUUGGCGGACAGAUAUUGAAUAUUCUGUUCGGGUGCAGUUCUGCGGCAGUUUGUGCAAAGAAAACCACACAACGGCUUCCCCAAGACUUCUCUGGCCAUUGGCAAUCACCGCUAUUUUAUUGAUUACAAUAACUCUGUUAAUCUAUUCUGGAUACAUGCUAUUCACAGUUCUUCAACAGCCUUACCAAAGAGUGUUCCUGUAUUCAGGCCAAUUAUCCAGAAGCAUCAAUACAGACGUGAAAGGAAUUUCUCAGCUUUGAAAGUUUUCCAUUCCACUUUGAGCUAAUCAAAGAAUCUUGUCAUGUAACAAGGAUGAAGUUUACUCUAAGCUGUUUGGAUGUGAAGACAUAAUGCUUCAGACUGUUAGCAGAUACUGUAUCCUGAUAUUUACACCUUUGGAAUAUGACAAGGAUGAAAAUGAAGCACUUCUAGUUUGCUGAAAGAUUUCCAAAGAGGAAGAUGGGAGCAUGAUGUUGUUGUUAUAUUCCUGAUAAUAACCCAAUCAUUUCAGUCUGAUAUGUGUGAACAAAACUACAUUUAACUUCAUAUUAUCUGUCAAAUCUAUGUGAAUUAUUAUUUGCAAGUGGGUAUCACAAGAAUCUUUUCAUCUUUUGCUGUUUACUUGUACCUUUUACUUUUUGGUGAUCUAUCCUUGUCAGAGGGUGACUGUAAAUCUGAAUCAUUUACAGUUCUCAGUGGCAACAGAGUAGGCAGCUUAAAUGGCUCAGCACAGACUAGAUAGGCUGAAGGGCCUGAUUUUGUGUUGUACUUUUCUGUGACUCCUUAACAUAUUAGUGCUUAUGCAGACCAGAAGAAAGUUUUUUUUUACCAGAAAGUCAAUCUAAUUUUCAACCUUACCUAAAAUGUGACAGCAUCUGGCAGACAAAAAGUUAUUAAAUGUAGCGAUACAGUAUGGAGGAUGCCUUCUGGCCCUCUGAGCUGUGUCCUGGCAGCAACCCCACAACCCCAAUUAACCUGAGCCUAAUCACUGGACAAUUUACAAUGACCUAUUAACCUACCUGGUACCUCUUUGGACUGUGGGAGGAAACCAGAGCACCCAGUUAAAACCCACACGUUCCACUGGGAAGGUAUACAGAGCCUCCUUACGGAGCAAUGCCAGAAUUGAACUCCGAUCUCCGGAAUACCCCAAGCUGUAAUAACGUUCUGCUAACAACUACGCUACUGUGGCAUCAAAACAUAGCUUCAUCCAUGAUGUAUAACUUUGAGAAAUAUUUACAUUUGAAUUAAAAAGAAAACGUGACAACCAAUUUGGAAAUAAUUUUUCCAUGAUCAGACUACAAUAGCCAAAUAAAUAUAUUUUAAAUUCUAUAUUAAUGUAAAAGUGGUAGCGAAUAAAGAUAUUGUAAUGAAUUUUGUAAUUUGAAGAACUAUUUUGUAUUUGUUUUGUGUUAUUAUCAACACUGCAUUUGAAAGUGUACAUUAACAAAUGCUUCUGAGUAUUACAAACAUUUUUUUAAUUGGAAUCUGCACCUUCCAUUUCAGGGGGAAUAAUUUAUGACUGUUACAUCACAUAGUGAAACAAAUAUUUGGAACAACCACUUAACGUUUUAGACACCUGUUAGAUAGAAGUUUCCUUGUACGAGUUCUGCUUGUGAUGGGUUGAGCAUCGAGCUAGCAAUUCGGCCUCAUAUAACAGACAAACGCUAAAGAAAUGGCAAGGUUUUCGCCGAAUGCGCCAAACUGGUGUAGGGAGGAACAUUUAGAUAGAUGUUAUGUUUUAUAUAGAGCUUGUAUAAUCUUACCUUUGAGCCAUUUCAUUAAUUAUCAUUGAGAAAUGGUUUGAUAGAAGUUUCCUGAGAUACAAGAAAUAAUAAUCAUUGCAAUUGGUUAAAGCUUGUUAGUAACAUAUAAAACCAAAUGAAAGUGCUUCUACAAUUGUGUUUUUAUUGACUAUCUCAGUGUUUUGUGCCUCCUUGAUCUUCCAUAUAUAUAUUUAUAAGCUGAAAAUGCACCUGGAGGCAGAUACAAAAAUCCGAUUUUUUUAACUGUGUGUGUGUGUAUAUAUAUAUAUAGAAAAAAGUAUCAUUUGCUAAGUGUGUGAAAUAGAAUUUCAUUAUAAUUUUUAAAAAGCAAA